AUGCCUCAAGAAAUUCAAUUUGUUCGUAUCGAAGGAGAGACAUCACAAGAGUUGGGGAAAAGAUUUGAGGAGUUCUGUGUUAUGUUGUUGAGAGAAUUGGAAGUUGGAGAUCUAGGACGAGAUAUUAUUGUGGAAAUUUUUGGGAUGAAGAUUGUUGUUCAGUGCAAAGCGUGGUAUUCAAAAGAUAUAGGUCGUGAUAAAGUUGAUGAGUUUAGAACGGUAGUGAGAGACGGGAAGUACGCAUUCGGGGUUCUUGUAGGGGCUUUAGAAGAAAAUUUUGCUAUAGGAGCACAUAAAUCGGCCAAAAAGUCAGAAGGCGGUGACGAAGUUAUUAUUACGGUGUAUAAUAGAAUGUGUCAAGAUAUAGAGUGGUUUAGCGAAAUAGAAAAGAAGGUUUUGGUUACAGCUGAGAGAAGAAUACUAAAAAGGGAAUAUCAGCUUGGCUACAGAAAUCCAAUGUAUCUCCCAGUACAGCUCGAGAAAUCAAAAACGGACAAGAGAUGCAAGCCCUGGAUAGUACUGAAAGAUCAAGAUUCAACAGCUCCGGUAAUUGGUUGUGUUUUAGAUGCUAACAGUGAAGAUACAUACUUCGAACACUGGCUAACAGAGCCCGGUCACAAUACAGGGUUACUGCACCGAUGUACUGGAUGUAGUAUAAAUAUAGCAAAUGAAGCAAAUUAA
Molecule: messenger RNA, 681 nt
Organism: Dentiscutata heterogama
Lineage: Eukaryota; Fungi; Glomeromycota; Glomeromycetes; Diversisporales; Gigasporaceae
Source: the annotation of a GenBank genome assembly